Messenger RNA from Osmerus eperlanus (European smelt), 4226 nucleotides. RefSeq names its product G protein-coupled receptor 101 (gene gpr101). The transcript has 2 exons. Gene Ontology annotation, biological process: G protein-coupled receptor signaling pathway. Lineage: Eukaryota; Metazoa; Chordata; Actinopteri; Osmeriformes; Osmeridae. Bases 519 to 1850 code for a protein of 443 amino acids. The record is from RefSeq and is a predicted model, not a curated record. Gene Ontology annotation, cellular component: plasma membrane; recycling endosome. Gene Ontology annotation, molecular function: G protein-coupled receptor activity.
UGUCAUGAUUUGCAGAUGAGCUGCUACACAGCACAGCGCAGGUGUCGUCUGAUCAUCACACCUCGGAGACUGUGCAACCAACCAACAAUGGAUGAGUAGGCUACUUGACGAAGCAUUUCAUAACGACUUACCAAAUGAACGUUUGACUUUUGAUGAACUCGAAAGGUUAUGGAUGUCUAAACGACAACCCCCCGGUAAGUGAUGACAUGAAGCGUAUGUCGAUAGAGCUGUGGAGAGGUUGCCAUUGACGAUACAGCGGUGGCUAAAAUGGGAGCGCGGCGAAGCGAUGAAAACCGAACAUUAUCAAUGGGGGACCUUACGACCGGAUGCUGAAAACAAAAAAUCCCAAACAGCCUUUAAUAUUUCAAAAGAUGUCUUCAAUGGAAUAAAGAAAAUAAGACAAUCCGAAGAUUGAAACAGACUGACAGAUAAAAAGGAUCCUUAGACUGUGUCAAAGCAGUGGAGUGUGCUGGAGCUGCAGCCACACAUGCACUCUCCCCCAGCCUGUCGGCCAAAGCAUGCCCACCUCAGAGGCCUCCGGUGUGGGCAGUAACUCUAGUGCCAUGCCCUGGGACCCUGGCUCUAAUGGUGAUGUGCCCUGGCCUUCGGUGGCCAACAGCGUGGUGAAGAUGGUGCUGAUAUCCGUGAUCGUGUGUGUGUCUUUGUUCGGGAACGUGGUGGUGUUGCUGGUGUUUCAAAGAAAGCCCCAGCUGCUCCAUGUGGCCAAUCGAUUCGUUCUCAACCUGCUGCUGGCAGACCUGCUCCAGACCAUUCUGGUCAUGCCCUUCGCCAUCGCCGCCACUGUGCCAGGUGUCUGGCCCUUGGAUGCCCGCCUCUGCCAGGCCCUGGUGGUGCUCAUGCACCUGUUUGCCUUUGCGGGGGUCAACACUAUUAUCGUUGUGUCGGUGGACCGCUACCUGGCCAUCAUCCACCCACUGUCCUACCCCACCCGGAUGACCCCUCACCUGGGCACAAACCUCAUCGCAUGCACCUGGGUGCUGAGCCUGCUCCAGAGCACGCCGCCACUCUAUGGCUGGGGCGCCAUCAACUUUGACCCCCGCCACAACGUGUGCUCUGUAGUGUGGUCCUCCAGCCUCUCCUACUCCGUCCUGGUCUCCACCUUCUCCUUCUGGCUGCCCGUGCUCAUCAUGCUGGGCUGCUAUUGGAUGGUAUUUAGGGCUGCAAGAAGGCAGAACGCCCUGGUCCACCCCAUUCAGACCCACAACCACCCCAAUCCGCAGCCCCAGCCGUCAGACUCCCAGGCCCCCUGCCCCUCUAGCCCCCAGCGGAAACCCCAACAGGCUCCUCCAUCGGAGAGCUCCUUCUCUGCCGGAGGGUACCCCAUCCGGGCCAGGCACAGACGUUUCCACUACCAGUGCAAGGCAGCCAGGGUGGUGUUUGUCAUCAUGGCCUCCUACAUCCUGAGCAUGGGUCCGUACAGUGUUCUCAACACGGUGUCUAUUCACUCCAGUGCUGCUGUCCCCCCCUGGCUGGCCUCUCUGGCCCUGGUGCUGUUCUUCCUGCAGUGCUGCCUCCACCCCUACAUCUACGGCUACAUGCACCGCAGCGUGAGGAAGGAGUUCCUCGCCCUGCUGUGUGGGCCUCUCUGCCGGCAGGCCCAGCGCAGCCAGACCUCGGCCGUGGACAGCUGCUUCACCGUGGGCACGGACGGACGCUCCGCCGCCCCCCACCUGCCCAGCCUGGCAGCCCGUGUCUGCCCCAUGCGCACCUGGGAGGAAGGGACCACCUGCUCCUCACCCACCAUGGACAGAAAGUCCAGAGACAGCCGCAAGGAGACCACCUCCAUCAGCCUGAGCUCAGAAAGGGAGCUCACCGUACACAGCAAGUAGAGCAGCCACAGCUGGGGUGAAGGGAGGGAUGAAGAGAGGCAAAGAUGGAGGGGGAUGUUUGGGUCGUUUCCCCACCAUUGGCGACCAGGUUUUUCAGCCUGGUAAACCUUUUGCAGAUUUGCCUUCUGGUCUACAGGGUUGUUCUUUUUGACAUUUUCUGUUGUGGGUGGUUGUAUGUUGCCAUCUAGAUGAUUGUACCAAUGUUCUUUUGCCACAUACAGCAAAUUAUUCUGGUAAAGUAUUUGUUUAGGAUGUGAAGAAAAAAACAUUGCUAGUCCAUCCCAUUCAAUGAAUGUGUUUAGAAAAUGAUUAAAUAAGUAAAUACUGUAUUUUAUUAUUUGUACUUGUUGACAAAGAUUAAGAUAUUAUGACAAUUUAAAUCAAUUGGGUAAAGGUAUACUCUAAGUGCUCUGUACAUCAAUCAGAGGGAUUUAUUUUGUCUACCAUCCACACAACCGAUCUCAUCUUAGUCUCAAAACAUAUCAGUAUUCUCGACUUGAAAUGACAUGCCAUAAAUGAUUUAUAUGACUGUUUCAAUUUGUUCCACUGGGCAUUUGAUACUGAGUCGAUAAAGAAAGUGUGCUAAAUAGAAUCAUUUGUGACAAUAGAAAAAAAUAGAAUAAUUUGUAACAGUAGAAAUAUAAACAAUAGAGUUGAACACAGCACUGGACAGAACUGAAAGAGGUUCCCCCUGGAACGUUUUCACAAAAUGUCACAUUUAUCUAAAAUGAUUUUGUUUUUAAAAUGCAGACUAGAUGGACUCAAUUGUAUGUGUAACAUAACAUAAAAAUGUGUUGGAAAGGGAAUAAGAAGAAGCCCCCAAUACAAUAAGACAGUACACAAUGGACACAAUUAGUCAGUACAACAAUUGAUGUCUUGGAACUGGUUGAAGUGACCAGUGAUCAAUGUUAUUGUGGGUUUGGUAUGAGUCUAUAAUGCGGGGUUAUUAUAGCUAGCUGUCAAAAGCACAACUCCCUCUCCCACAUUUCCUGACUUUUGUGUCAUCUCGUUUCACAUGCCCAUAUAUCUAGCAUGAUGUUUAUAAGCCCCAGUGAAUCACAGCUGGUCUAAAGCCACCUCUGCAACCACACUGAACUCAGGGUAUUGUGUUAGGAGAAGUGUGAAGUGCCCAUGUUCUCCUUGAAGCCUCUUCAGUAGGGGGAAUGUCACUCUUCGCACAUCUGUAGUCGGUAUCGUCUGGUUCCAUUUCAAAGCACCUCUACUGAAGAAGUUGCGCUGUGGCUCGUUGUGAUUGGUUAUUCGGUCCCAGAGGAAGGCCACACAAUAAGAGUUUGCCUUAGCCAUUUCACUGCCUCUCAUCUUCAGUUCAAAGGAGGGAUAAGAGCCCACAAAAUGUCUCCCUCACCUGUCUGUGCCGUGGGAGGGUUCCAUCCUCUCUGUAGCUGAACGGCCGUCCUAUGUUAGUGGUAAGACUAUGUUCUUGACUUUCUCCGGUACUGCGAUUUGUACAUAUAAAUUCAAACAAGAUCAAGUCCUAGAGAACAGACAUGGUAUAAUAGUCUACAUAACAAAUGAGGUUGCAACAUGAAGAGUUCCACCCAGAUUCAUAAGAUUCCUCUCCCCCAAUGGACACACUUGGGGAAAGCUGUCCACUUCCUGAAUGUUAGCAUCAACUAUAGCUGGAUGAGAAGGUCCUCCUGCCGUACAUUAAAUCCUACAAAGAUACCACAUAACCCCCUCAUACGGAUGUGUAUGAUGUCUAAGUCCCACUUUGCUCAAAGCCAUGGACGAGGUGGAUGUGUCUACCUGCUAAGACUGUUUCUGAUACCUCAGCUUCUAAUUAAUGUAGAGAAGCCUUCAUUCGUUAAAGGGGAAGUCUGUCAACUGAAGGCAAAUAGGCUGGAGCCACUGGUUGUAAUAUAAUUGGUUAUUAUUAGCCAUGGUUCUCUCGUAUAAGUGGAUAUCAUGCCCUCAAGCCAAUGUGAACUGUAUGCAUGAUCUGGAGCGAGUGAGCAUUAAAAAUGUCUGAGAUGGAUUUGAAUGCUGCAAACCUGUUUAUUUAAGAAAGAUAACUCACCAGAACAGUUGACAAUCAAACAUUCAUAAACAGAAAGGCCACAAUCACUGCAGACACCAUUGUUGAGUAUUAUGUGAUAUGUCAAUAAAUACAGUAUGUAAUAUAGUAAAACAAACACACAAAAAAAUGUCUGGGAAUGUUUUAUAUCCAGUGCUUAAAAUCUAGAGAUUUUUGUGACUAUUUCUAUUGUUUUUUAUUUCCAUAAUUUUCAGCUUGGUCAAAAGAUGUUGGUGUACAGUUCAUUUAUAAUAAAUAAAAUGUAAUAUUCAAGUACGCUACAUAAUCCAUCACUCGACAGGUAAUGAAACGAAUAAUGGGUAAUUGGGAAAACAGACUGA